AUGACCUCGGAUACAGUAAAUAUCAGCGAUUUGUCCAUACCGCAGCUGCAAGAGCUCACUCGCCAGUAUGAGCAGAAAAUUCAACUGAUUACUGCUUCCGUGCAACAACUAAAAGCACUUCAGGGCCAGUUUGCUUCGUCAAAAAACUGCCUGAAGGAAUUUACCCCCGAAUCACAGAAUGGUGACAUACUAGUCCCUCUUACAUCAACUCUGUGUGUACCUGGCAAGCUGACAGAUACUGCCCACGUUAUUGUAGAUGUUGGCACAGGCUAUUACUCGGAGAUGACAAUUGAACAGGCAGAGGAGCACUUUAAUAGGCGGAUUGAGUACAUUGAUAAACAUAUUCAAGAAAUCGCUCCAGUUCUGGAGGAGAAAUCCCAAAUCCAUCGGUCCGUUUCGGCCGUACUUGAGGCGAAAGUUCAAGAAUUUAUGCGCUCACGCGCGGCGGCUAGCUCCUGA
Molecule: messenger RNA, 459 nt
Organism: Opisthorchis viverrini
Lineage: Eukaryota; Metazoa; Platyhelminthes; Trematoda; Opisthorchiida; Opisthorchiidae
Exons: 2
Coding region: 1-459 (152 amino acids)
Biological process (GO): regulation of DNA-templated transcription; protein folding
Cellular component (GO): cytoplasm; prefoldin complex
Source: RefSeq, a predicted model, not a curated record